This is a messenger RNA of Daphnia pulicaria, 1374 nucleotides long. Its product is annotated as chorion peroxidase-like. Gene Ontology annotation, molecular function: heme binding; peroxidase activity. Gene Ontology annotation, biological process: response to oxidative stress. The coding region runs from base 1 to 1374 and encodes 457 amino acids. The transcript has 14 exons. The record is from RefSeq and is a predicted model, not a curated record. NCBI's taxonomy places the organism in Eukaryota, Metazoa, Arthropoda, Branchiopoda, Diplostraca, Daphniidae.
AUGUUACCCUGGAUCGCUUUCUUCAUUUUAGCAUUGGGAACCGCCGGAGCCGUUGAAAAUUUCGUCGAUGUGAAAAAGCGUACUGAUGGAGUUUAUCUUGUUGCAGAAAAUGUGGUUCCAUCUGUUCGAAAAUUGACUCAAGAUGAAAUGAGGAUGAGUCGAGAGGCUGGUUACAGCUGUGGCCAAUACGUCAAGGAAGACUCACCCUUUUACCGCAUGUCACAGUUCAAGAGACCCAACCCAGAAGCCCAGGAACUCUCACGAAAGGCCGUUCGGAUGUUGGAAGCUACUCGAUACCUUAGAGCUCAAAUGAGCUUGACGAACGAAGAAGGUGGCACUGGUCUUCUUCAAGCCACAUCCAGAUUCACCGUUAUUAAUGAUAUCUGCCUAACUGCUACAACGUGCCCCAGCAGUCCAUCCAAGUAUCGAAUCUCCACGUGUGGCCAGCGACGGUUCACGGGUUCAGCAUUGCCUAGUGCUCGUCUUGUCAGUGUCAGAGUCCUUGGAGAAGCCGAAAAACCAACUGAUGCCACAGCUCUAGCCCUGAUGCAGUUUGGACAACUAAUUAAUCACGAUUUUCAAUCGUCAACUACUUUCACCUUCUCAAACGGGACGGACAUUAUUUGCUGUACGUCUGCUGGUGGUUCUUUAGACGCUUCCCAGCUACAUUCGGCCUGUCUACCCAUUUCCGUCGCACUCAAUGACAAUAAAUUCUUUAAUCCCAAAAACGCAACUACCAAAAUUACCUGCAUGAAUUUUGUCCGAUCAAUUGCUGGGCCACGAUUGGACUGCAGUCUUGGAUACGCUGACCAGUGUUUAAACACAAGCUUAAUCAAAACACGCACUGGUUGGAUGGAUCUACGAUUUUACGGGUCGAAUAGUGCAACUUUGGCCACGCUUCGUCAAUACACCGGUGGUCUUCUAAAGCAUCGCGAACAUAACCGGGUCGUCAAGGCUUUAUCUGCUCUUAAUCCUACCUGGAGCGACGAAACCAUCUUUCAAGAAGCCAGACGAAUUGUGGUUGCUGAAAUGCAGCACAUUGCCUACGAUGAAUUUAUUCCCGCUUUACCAUGUCCGGGAAUCAUUGCCAAGUACAGCCUUGCUCCUUUGGCAUCCGGUUUCUUUACCAAUUACACCGGUUUGACGAAUGGCCCAAUCAGUAACGAAUUUGCCACAGCAGGAUUUCGCGUCGGACAUUCUCUCGUUCAAGAAACCGUCAAAGCGGCCAACGCUACUUGGGGUUUCGAUCUCAAUUGGCAGAAAAUUAAGAAAGCCAGUUUGGCACGCAUCUUCUGUGACAAUAGUGAUGGGACAGUCUUGAGCGUCCAGCCCAAUGCUUUCAUGCAUUGCGGUUGCUUCUGCAACGAAUCCUAG